AUGGCCAGGAAGCCGCGAAGCAAAAAGGAAACUCCACCCAAGGAUUCGCAGGACAGCGAAUGCAACUCUGCUCCUAUGGAUAAUUCAUCAUCUCCUCCACUCUCUUCCCCUCCAACGUCAGCUGUGCUUUCGGAUCAAGCAGACCAACUAAGGAUCGAACAGCUUGAAUGCACCCGAGCAGACUGGGAUUUCGAAACGAUGAUCAACGACGCGGGGGACGAGAACAAUAGAACGAGACUUAGACUGCACUUUGACAAUGACGCCGCUUUCACCACGCAGACUAUCAAAGCCUUUGGGACGCUAGCAAAGCUCAUUCCCGGAAAGGAAGAGCGGGACAAGCAACUAGUAAAACUACGUAGCGCCUUGUGCAAUCGACUAAAGGGCCACAGACCCAAAGCUUUGGGAGGCUUCAGAGCUCCACCUUUUGGCGAUGAUGAUGCGAGAAAGGACAAGUCUGUCAGGGAUGAGGUGAAAAAACUGAUCACAGACCUGGAUCCGAAGUUCGAGGAUGGCGAGGAUGAAGAAGAUGGGAAAGAAGCGGAAACCGUAAACAGUGGGAAGGCGCGGCCUGACGAGACAACUACGACUGCAAACAAAGGAGAGCCUUCCAAGGGUAACACAUCAAGGCAACAGUCUACUGUGAGUGAAGGUGCACAGGCUGGCAAAGGUCAAAAACCACGACAAGGCAGUCAAUCCGCAGUCGAUGACGAGUAUAGCCACGAGGGGCGUCUGGCGCUAGAACAGGCAAUCUUGGACAAUUGGCGUGAACACAGAGGGUCAAUUCCCGAUCACCUCCCCGAUGAUGCUUAUCCUUCUGGAAUUCAUGUAACCGAUUGGCCUUUCGACCUUCUCGAAGCGCUUGUGAGUCUGUCGAAUGUCACUCGUGGACGGGACAUGGAAGAUAUACGUGCAAAGCUGGACGAUGCAUUUCCACCUACUAAACAAUAUUCGCAUGGAAGAUCUCUUGACUUCAUCAAGGCUGCACGGGACUAUUAUGAUAAAGGAAAGAAUAAGGAGUCGCAGACAGAUCAACACGAAGGGAGGCCUGCAAACAAUGCCAGCGAAACGGCCGAUGAUGUCAGCCAUUCAGGUGGACAACAAGAGAUAUUACCUCCGCCUACUACCAAGCUAACAAGGAAGCCAAGGACCACAACUGCAACCAAAGCUGCAAGACCGAAUCCUGGUAGCCAAGCAGGUCAAGACGCGCAAGUUGAGGGGACAGCAACCGCCCAACCAUCGACACAGCCUGUAGCACCACAGCCAGCAGGCAAAAGGUCAAAUAACGAGGUAGCAGAUACUGAGCCACCUCCAAAGAAGACAAAGCGUGCAGCGACCGGAGAAGACCUGCCCACAGCUCCUGUACAUGCAGAUCCAAGCCAGGUCCUCAGUCUGUCUCCAGCUGACGAAAGUGAGACUAUCACAAACCAGCCCCGUGCAACUGGUCCACGAAUCCGUAACGCCACCACCCUUCUCGUGCCAUCCCAUCUUUCCGACGCGGACAAGCAAGCCUACUGCCGCGCAGUCCUAGUCAGCCAAAUAGCAAGCAGCGAGCGCAUCGAAGGGGAGGGGCGGGUCAAGAUUGCCAAAGAGGCGAGGACGAUUGGGUACGCGAGUGCUAGGAUUAGUGAGUUCGGAAGUCUGGAGACCGCUGUGGCUGAGGCGGAGAUCGAGGUCGAGAGGAGGAAGAGGGAAACUAUUAUGCUUGCUGGGAAGAUUAUGGAGAUUGCUGGUGUGGUGGGUGACGGUGUCAACAAGGAAGAGUGGCUGGUGGAUGAGGAGGGUGUGAGGAGGCUUGAUGCAUAA
Messenger RNA from Macroventuria anomochaeta, 1803 nucleotides. RefSeq lists its product as uncharacterized. Lineage: Eukaryota; Fungi; Ascomycota; Dothideomycetes; Pleosporales; Didymellaceae. The coding region runs from base 1 to 1803 and encodes 600 amino acids. The record is from RefSeq and is a predicted model, not a curated record. The transcript is spliced from 2 exons.